Otolemur garnettii (small-eared galago) is the source of this 2861-nucleotide messenger RNA. RefSeq names its product EFR3 homolog B (gene EFR3B). The transcript has 23 exons. The coding region runs from base 9 to 2657 and encodes 882 amino acids. The record is from RefSeq and is a predicted model, not a curated record. NCBI's taxonomy places the organism in Eukaryota, Metazoa, Chordata, Mammalia, Primates, Galagidae. Gene Ontology annotation, cellular component: plasma membrane. Gene Ontology annotation, biological process: protein localization to plasma membrane.
GCGCGUCUAUGCCGAGAGGACAAAGAUGCCUGGAGCCGGGGGGCCCUGGGAUCCUCCUUCGGCCCGUCGUGUGCAGGCGCUGGGGGCGGUGGGCGGUGGUCCGUCGGGGGCCAGGGACCAUGGGGGAAGCGGGUCUCCCUUGGAGCCGAGCAGACAGGGAGUGUCGGUGGAGGUGGUCGUGUGACUACAUUUGCAGAAUUAACAAAAGCGGUGUGUGUGGCUGCUGCGGCGCUCUACGCCCCAGGUACAAAAGGCUGGUUGACAACAUCUUCCCUGAGGAUCCAGAGGAUGGCCUGGUGAAGACCAACAUGGAGAAGCUGACCUUCUAUGCUCUCUCAGCUCCAGAAAAGCUAGACCGUAUCGGUGCUUACCUCUCCGAGAGGCUCAUCCGUGAUGUGGGUCGUCAUCGAUAUGGGUAUGUGUGCAUCGCCAUGGAGGCCCUGGACCAGCUGCUCAUGGCCUGCCACUGCCAGAGCAUCAACCUCUUCGUAGAGAGUUUCCUCAAGAUGGUGGCCAAGCUGCUGGAGUCAGAGAAGCCCAACCUUCAGAUCCUCGGCACCAACUCGUUUGUGAAGUUUGCCAACAUCGAGGAGGACACCCCGUCCUAUCAUCGGAGUUAUGAUUUCUUUGUGUCCCGAUUCAGUGAAAUGUGCCACUCGAGCCACGAUGAUUUGGAAAUCAAGACUAAAAUUCGAAUGUCAGGCAUCAAAGGUCUGCAAGGGGUGGUGAGGAAGACAGUGAACGAUGAAUUGCAGGCCAAUAUCUGGGACCCACAGCACAUGGACAAGAUCGUCCCGUCGCUGCUUUUCAAUCUGCAGCAUGUAGAGGAAGCAGAGAGUCGGUCUCCCUCACCCCUUCAAGCACCAGAGAAGGAAAAGGAGAACCCAGCAGAGCUGGCUGAGAGGUGCCUUCGGGAGCUGCUGGGCCGGGCUGCCUUUGGCAACAUCAAAAACGCCAUCAAGCCGGUCCUCAUCCAUCUGGAUAACCAUUCUCUCUGGGAGCCCAAGGUGUUCGCCAUUCGUUGCUUUAAAAUCAUCAUGUACUCAAUUCAGCCGCAGCACUCCCACCUGGUUAUCCAGCAGCUCCUGGGCCACCUGGACGCCAACAGCCGCAGCGCCGCCACCGUGCGCGCUGGCAUCGUGGAGGUGCUGUCAGAAGCUUCAGUCAUCGCCGCCACCGGCUCUGUGGGGCCCACGGUGCUGGAGAUGUUCAACACGCUGCUGAGGCAGCUUCGGCUCAGCAUCGACUACGCUCUGACCGGGAGCUACGACGGGGCCAUCAGCCUGGGCACCAAGAUCAUCAAGGAGCACGAGGAGCGCAUGUUCCAGGAGGCGGUGAUCAAGACCAUCGGCUCCUUCGCCAGCACACUGCCCACUUACCAGCGCUCCGAGGUGAUCCUCUUCAUCAUGAGCAAGGUCCCGCUGCCUUCUCUGCACCACCCGGUUGACGCGGGGAGGACAGGGGAGAACAGGAACCGUCUGACCCAGAUUAUGCUGCUGAAAUCCCUCCUUCAGGUAUCCACAGGUUUCCAGUGCAACAACAUGAUGUCAGCCCUGCCCAGCAACUUCCUCGACCGCCUUCUCUCCACUGCCCUCAUGGAGGACGCAGAAAUCCGUCUCUUCGUUCUAGAGAUUCUCAUCAGUUUCAUUGAUCGUCAUGGCAACCGCCACAAGUUCUCUACCAUCAGCACCCUCAAUGAUAUCUCUGUCCUGAAGCUGAAAGUGGACAAGUGCUCCCGACAAGACACCGUCUUCAUGAAGAAGCACUCCCAGCAGCUCUACAGACACAUCUACCUUAGCUGCAAGGAGGACACGAACACGCAGAAGCACUACGAGGCCCUGUACGGCCUGCUGGCGCUCAUCAGCAUCGAGCUGGCCAACGAGGAGGUGGUGGUGGACCUCAUCCGCCUAGUGCUGGCUGUCCAGGACGUGGCCCAGGUCAAUGAGGAGAACUUGCCUGUGUACCACCGCUGUGCCCUGUAUGCCCUGGGCGCGGCCUACCUGAACCUCAUCAGCCAGCUCACCACCGUGCCUGCCUUCUGCCAGCACAUCCACGAGGUGAUAGAGACCAGGAAGAAAGAGGCUCCCUACAUGCUCCCAGAGGAUGUGUUUGUGGAGAGGCCCAGGCUGUCUCCGAAUCUUGACGGAGUGGUGAUUGAGUUCCUCUUCCGCCAGAGCAAGAUCAGCGAAGUCCUGGGGGGCAGCGGCUACAAUUCAGACAGGCUCUGCCUGCCCUACAUCCCUCAGCUGACAGAUGAGGAUCGCUUAUCCAAGAGGAGGAGCAUUGGAGAGACCAUCUCGCUGCAAGUGGAGGUGGAAUCGAGGAACAGCCCAGAGAAGGAGGAGCGAGUGCCUGCUGAAGAGAUCACCUAUGAGACGCUGAAGAAGGCCAUUGUGGACAGUGUAGCGGUCGAGGAACAGGAACGUGAGCGACGGCGACAGGUGGUAGAGAAGUUCCAGAAGGCCCCCUUUGAGGAGAUCGCAGCACACUGCGGGGCCCGGGCAUCACUGCUCCAGAGCAAACUCAAUCAAAUCUUUGAAAUCACCAUCCGGCCUCCUCCAAGUCCAUCAGGAACCAUCACUGCAGCCUACGGUCAGCCGCAGAACCAUUCCAUCCCCGUCUAUGAGAUGAAGUUUCCCGAUCUGUGCGUUUACUGAAUUCCAAGAGGGAGAGCUCCUCAGGGGGAUGGAGUCUGAGGAAGAGACUCACCCUCACGCCCACCUGACCACCUGGAAAUCUAGCUGAGAUCUCUGAGAAAAAGUCACUGAGGCAGUGGCUGCUCCCCAGCUGAGCAAAGGUGGAGACGCUCUGGUCCUUCUUGGCCCUCCAACCCCCUCAUUGCCCGUCCAGAGGGAGAUCCA